Molecule: messenger RNA, 1392 nt
Organism: Kwoniella botswanensis
Lineage: Eukaryota; Fungi; Basidiomycota; Tremellomycetes; Tremellales; Cryptococcaceae
Exons: 5
Coding region: 1-1392 (463 amino acids)
Cellular component (GO): cytosol; nucleus; TTT Hsp90 cochaperone complex
Source: RefSeq, a predicted model, not a curated record
AUGGCGAUAGUAGAAGAUAUCACAUCUGCAGAUGACCGUUUGGAAGACAAAUCAAUCUCCAAGGAGCGGCUGACGAGCGAUAUCGAGCGAUUGACUAAGCAGUUGACAGUCCCAGCUGAAUUGGUCCCGGGAUUUAUGGCAAGUCAAGAUGACGCUGGUCUGUCACGAUAUCGCAACAAGUCUCUGGAUAUCCUAUACGAAGUAAAGAAGAAUCUGGAACAUCCAUACUGGGAAGAAAUAGAACCUGAGAUUCAAUUACGAUUAAUCGAAAACGUCCUUCGUCUGAAUGGCGUUAGAGAUCCAUGGUCUUCUGUAGAGAUACGUUCAAUCAUACAAGAUAUUAUACCUCAUCUAUCAACCUCCAUUCCACUCCUCAUCCUUCCAACUCUCAAACCAUAUUUCGCUUCCCACCCAUCCCUCUCAUCCUCUUCCAGAGCCCUCAGUCGUCCAGUGGGAGGUACAGACUCCUCCAUCGACUUACACGAUGUACAACCAUUCAAAGAUCCAUCCUCAUGGGGAAAUAUCAGCCUCCUAUCUUACUCUGUUCAGCACCUGUCCCCUGUCGAUGUCGAAAAGAACAUCGGAUUGAUACUUCCUCCCACGUUGGUAUUGAUGGAUGACUGGGAACCGUCUUAUCGGCUUAGAGGAGCAGAGAUAUUGGACAUAUGGGUAGAUAAACUAGAUGAAGGACUGAUGAAAAGAAUGGGUAUAGAUAAAUUAUUAAUCGAUUCGUUGAUUCAUACGAUAUCCUUGUCCAGUAAUCCACCGUUAAAAGGUUUAUUACAGAUUGCUUUGAAAGUAAUUCAGAAAUGUACGGAACCUCAAUCUCAGACAAGGACGGAAUAUUAUAGUGAGAUUGUAGAAAAGGGUAUAAUUCAAGGAUGGACCUACGCACCAUCCGGUCUGGAAGGUAGAGAAGUGUUGAUGAAUAUCAAUGAGAUGUUAGAAGGUAUGAUGGAAGUUAUGGGAACAGGUAUAAUAAGGUGGUUAAAGAAUAUAAUUCCAAAUUUACUUCAACCGCUACAAUUUCCCCCUACAGCUUUGGUCUUACCUCACUAUCAAUCGAAUCUGCGCUGUCUUUUGAGAGUGAUGAGGACAUCACGAAAGACUGGUAGGAUGGAAAGGUGGAGAGGUCAGAUAUUGAAUAUCCUCUGUAGAUUGUGGGUACAGUUGAAAGAGAGACGAGGGUUGGAAGAUGAAGAUGACGGAAUUAACGAUAACAAAGAUGACAUCGAGAUCGAUGUCCGAACACUGAUCAAGCAGAUCUUCACAGAGUUAUCUGAACAAGUUCCUUCAGUCAGAGAUGAUGAAUAUCGGACAUUGUUAGACCUCUCUCCAGGGAUGUUUGGUGAUCUUAUAUCGUCAAUAAACAUCAUGGAAACAUCGAGCUAA